UCCGUCCCUCUGUCCGCUGCACCUGAGUGCGCGUACAGAGCGUCAGUUUCCCCCGGCUGUGCGUGCGAUCCGCGGGGGCGCACUGAGGACUAUGGCCGUGCAGGGAUCCGCCGCUGACCUCUCUGUGCCCGUGCUGGAUUUGGAAGAGGACGAUGAUUUGGAAGUUUUCUCAAAGAACACCUCUGUGGCUGAUGGGAGCCCUCUGCCCACCUCCCCCAGCUCCAUGACCAACCAGUACCACCUGGACCGUGAGGACCCUGAGGAGAGCCUGGAGCAGAACCCAGAGGAGAGGGAGAGAGACCUCUUCAUCACGGUGGACAACCCCGAGAGUCAGGUGACCGCCAUCGAGACCUUCAUCAUGUACAGAGUGCUCACCAGGACCACCCGAGGGGACUUUGACUCCAGUGAGGUGGAGGUCCGGAGGAGGUACCAGGAGUUCUCGUGGCUCCGGAGCAAGUUGGAGGAGAGCCACCCCACUCUCAUCAUCCCUCCUCUGCCAGAGAAGUUUGUGGUGAAGGGCAUGGUGGAGCGCUUCAGUGAGGACUUCAUCGAGACCAGGAAGAAAGCUCUGCAUAGGUUCCUCCAGAAACUCUCUGUCCACCCAGUCCUGUCCCACAGCCCCCAUCUCAAGGCCUUCCUCACUGCACAGGACCUGACUCCCCAUAAGAAGCAGGGCCCGGGGCUGCUGAGUCGUAUGGGGGACACGAUGCGCUCAAUGGCCCAGUCUAUGAGGGGCGUGAGGGGCCGAGCUGAAGAGUUCUCCUCCCUCCAGGACUACACCGACCGCUUCAACUCCACCAUCUGCUCUGUGGACAGGGUCACACAGAGGGUCAUCCGGGAGCAGAAAGAGUACCUGGAUGAGCUGCGGCAGUAUAGCCCCACCUACAGUCAGUGGGCGGAGCUGGAGGAGGGCCUAUCAGAGACUCUGAAAGGUGUGGCCAGGAGCCUGGAUCUGAUUGGUCAGGAGACAGAAGGGCAGGUCCAGGAGCUGUCCGAGGUGCUGGUGCCAGUGCUGCACGAGUAUGUGCUGUGUGCCGAUACACUCAAGAUGGUGCUGAGGCGCAGAGACAACAUCCAGGCAGACUUUGAGGUGAAGAACGAGGCUCUGGCCACAAGGAAAGUGGAGCAGGAAACGUUGCAGGAGGAGGUGGAUUCUCUAGCUGACCGCUUGGAGCAGGCUAACGUGGCUCUGAGAGCAGACUGGAGGCACUGGAGGAGCAGCCUGAGGUCGGACAUCCAAACAUCUCUGCUGUCCACAGCUGAGAGGAACGUGCAGUACUAUGAGAAGUGUCUGGCCAUAUGGGAGUCCUUCUUGCUGUCUCAGAAGGUGGACCCAGCGCAACAUCAGAACCAAGAGCCCUCCUCUUGAAGAAGUGCCAAACGUCCCACCGCCAGAGGGGCCCUGAAGUGCACAUGACCCCUCCCCUUUAAAGACACCGUACCUGAUUUUUGCUAUUGUGAAAAGCAGAACUAGUUAAUUGUUUGCAGUGAUCCAAAGUUAUUCCACACUUACCUUAUGCAUUCCCAGCAGACCAAAGUUCUACAGUGAUGGUAAAGCUAAGAACAACUAGCAUGCUAACACAUACUUCCUGAUUGUUUUUUAUCAAAUGCAUGGGGAAAAAAAUCAGCUACAGGGCCUUUAAGAAGAGCCAAAUGUCCCACUCCCAGAGGGUCCCUGAAGUGCACAUGGCUCUCCUCUCAACUGCCAAAGUAAAACAAGAGGCCAAAGAUGGAGCAUUCCACAACACUAGAGUACUGAGGGGCUUAAAGUGCAUGUGACAGGUUUUCAUGUUUUCCUAAUUCUGACUUGGUUUGGUGGGAUAGUGCCUGUGCUAAAUAUUUCAUAGUUUUACAUCAGUUAAGUGGCAGUUUCUGGAAACAGGAACAGAAUCUCAUGAACACGGAAAAUUCCAUCCAAAAUGCAGGGACAAUUUAUACACUAGGAAAGCAUUUUUACGGCAGUUUAAACAUUAAUUCAACAAAAUAAAGGUGGUGUCAUUUAUUUUGAUUUGUCAGAUUGUCACUGUUUAGACAAGUUCUGGCUUGUAACAUAAUGGUUGCUAGAUAAUAGUUAUGGAAUUACCUAUACACAUGUCAUAUCUGCUGUCCGUGUCCAACCAGGGAGUAAAAUGAUCAACUUCACCAAAAUAACCCUAUGAUACUAAAGAUAUUGAUGUUAAUUUUGUUUUAAUGAAGUGAAUAGUCUAACCUGUCAUAUGCACUUUAAGACAAGUUCCACUUACUAUACAGAUACUUUGAAUGGACCUUUGUUUACUAAAAUAAUUCUAAGUUUAAGUUUUACUUUCACUAAGAUGACAAAACACAGCACUUGUUACUAUUAGCAACCAUAACAGUUUUGUAUGACUCAAGUGGGCAAUAGCUUGACACUAUGUGGGUGGGUGCUUGGUUAGGUUUUUGAACCGGCAACUGACCAAUAUGCAAGCCACUGCACUUUAGAUCAUUUAGAUAAUUAGUUGUAUUGUAAUAAUUAGUGUAGAUUUGUAAACCUCACAUUUUGAAUUUGAGAGAUUGUUUUUUAUAAGGGACUAACUAUGGGAGGAAUUCUACAGCAGUAAAAAAAAAAACUUGCAAAAUUUUUACACAAUUCUUCACACUUCUUAAAAAUGACAUUCCUUCUUUAAUCAUAAAAUAUCAUUAUGAUGUUUUAAUUUCUUUUUUUUUUUUUUUUUUCAUUUGAUUCAUUUAAAUAAUAAUAUGUUUUCUGCCCGAAUGCCACUUUCGGCCUGGAGAUUCUCAGGCGUUUGUGUAACAUUUCAGCUUGUAUACAUUUCACCAUAUGUGCCUUUGUUAUUAAAAAAUACUAUAGAUAAAAUUCAUUCAGAAAUUAAAUCCACAACUUGAGACAAAUUGUACUAGCUAAUAAUCAACACUGCAUUAAUAAAUAAAGGGACUGGCUUUUC
Periophthalmus magnuspinnatus is the source of this 2921-nucleotide messenger RNA. RefSeq names its product sorting nexin 7 (gene snx7). The record is from RefSeq and is a predicted model, not a curated record. The transcript is spliced from 9 exons. Gene Ontology annotation, molecular function: phosphatidylinositol binding. The coding region runs from base 92 to 1369 and encodes 425 amino acids. NCBI's taxonomy places the organism in Eukaryota, Metazoa, Chordata, Actinopteri, Gobiiformes, Gobiidae.